UCCCUCUCUCUCUCUCUCUCUCUCUCUCUCAAAUUUGAAUUCUCUCUUCUCCGCACUUCGCGAAAAUCUUCGCCUUGAAAAUCACCACAGCUCUCCGUUCCUCGAUUGGAUCCGUAACAAGGGGCUUUUCUGGGGUUUCCGCUCCGUUAGCCGGAGGAGAUGGAGGGCGGCACGGAGUGCGUCAGGGUCGCCGUCAACAUACGACCGUUAAUCACGCCGGAGCUUCUUAACGGAUGCACCGAUUGCAUCACAGUUUCUCCCAGUGAGCCACAGGUGCAUAUAGGGUCACACACGUUUACGUAUGAUUUCGUCUUUGGCAGUGGUGGCUACCCUUCUAUGGAGAUUUAUGAUCACUGUGUUGCUCCACUUGUGGACGCUUUAUUCAAAGGAUACAAUGCCACCGUUCUUGCUUACGGCCAGACUGGUUCAGGCAAAACGUAUACAAUGGGUACUAAUUACGGUGGAGAUGGAGCAAACGGUGGCAUUAUACCACGAGUGAUGGAAGAUAUAUUUACAAAAGCGGAAGCAACCAAAGACUCAACCGAACUUCUCAUACGUGUGUCUUUUAUUGAGAUUUUUAAGGAAGACGUUUUCGAUUUGCUUGACUCGAACUCACCGCCCCUCCUAAGAAACGAUGGUGGGGUUCAUCCCAAGAACGUUGCCCUCUCUAGAGCUCCUAUUCAGAUAAGAGAAACUGCCAGUGGAGGAAUCACUUUGGCUGGCGUUACAGAGGCAGAGGUGAAGACAAAGGAGGAAAUGGGUUCGUAUCUAGCGAAAGGCUCUCUUUGCCGUGCUACUGCCUGCACAAACAUGAAUAGCCAAUCAAGUCGGUCCCAUGCAAUCUUCACGAUCACUCUUGAACAGAAGAAAGUUUCCAGUUAUUUGGGAACGACUGAAGUUGGUGGUGAAGAUAUACUAUGUGCAAAACUUCAUUUGGUUGAUCUAGCUGGAUCAGAGCGUGCAAAAAGAACAGGAGCCGAUGGAAUGCGCUUGAAAGAAGGCAUUCACAUCAACAAAGGUUUAUUGGCGCUAGGAAAUGUAAUCAGUGCAUUAGGAGAUGAGAGAAAGAGAAAGGAAGGAGGCCAUGUUCCUUACCGUGACAGCAAGCUAACACGUUUGCUUCAGGAUUCUCUUGGUGGAAAUAGUAAAACGGUGAUGAUUGCAUGUGUGAGUCCAGCUGAUACAAAUGCUGAGGAGACCCUAAAUACUUUGAAAUAUGCAAACCGUGCACGUAACAUACAAAACAAAGCAGUGAUCAAUCGAGACCCAGGAGCCGCACAGAUACAGAAAAUGCGGAGUCAAAUCGAGCAGCUGCAGACAGAACUCCUGUUCUAUCGAGGUGACAGUGGUGCUUUUGAUGAGCUCCAGAUGCUCAAGCAGAAAAUAUCGCUGCUUGAGGCAAGCAACUGUGAGCUACAAAAUGAGCUUAAAGAACGGAGAGUUACCUGUGAGCAUUUAUCAAAGCGUGCUUAUGAUGCUCAGGUUGAAAAGGACAAGCUUAUAUUGACAAUUGAAUCUGUACGCAGUGGUAAAUCCUUGGAUGAGAUUGAAACAAGCCAAAAUGAGGAUGCUGGUUUGAUCAACAACUAUGUUUCAAAAAUUCAAGAGUUAGAAAGAGAGCUGCUACACUUCAAAAACUUGAAUCCCACUAAUUGCCAGUAUACUGAUUCUAUUGAUCCCUUUGACGAUGGGCCCCGCUCAAGUAACGUUUUGUUCCCCUCAUCUAACGAGUUGGCGGAUUGUGAAGACUCAGUGAUUGAUGUCAUAGAUGAAAGCGAGUUUCAAGAAAAAGAGCUUGAACAUUGCUCAGUUCAAGAAAAUUUGGACAUGGAGCUUAAAGAAUUGGAUAAGAGGCUUCAAGAAAAGGAGGCUGAAAUGAAGAGUCAUUCAAGUACUGGUACGUCUGUUCUCAAACAACAUUACGAGAAAAAGGUUCACGAGCUUGAACAGGAGAAAAGAGAGUUGCAGAGAGAAAUUGAAGGUUUGAGACAGAACCUUGCUAGUAUACCAUCUGUCCCAGGGGAUGGUGGUGCCCAGAAACUGAAGGAGUCGUAUCUUCAGAAACUGAACAUGCUUGAAACUCAGGUUUCUGAGUUGAAAAAGAAACAAGAUGGACAAGCUCAACUGUUGAGGCAAAGGCAAAAAAGUGACGACGCAGCAAGAAAACUGCAAGAAGAUAUACACAGAAUUAAGUCUCAGAAGGUGCAACUGCAGCAAAAAAUUAAGCAAGAAUCAGAACAAUUCAGGGCUUGGAAGGCUUCAAGAGAGAAGGAAGUCAUGCAGCUCAAAAAAGAGGAAAGGAGAAAUAAGUAUGAGAUGCACAAACUCGUCGCUUUGAAUCACAAACAGAAGCUGGUUUUACAAAGAAAGACAGAAGAAGCAUCUCAGGCUACUAAAAGACUCAAAGAGCUUUUAGAAACUCGAAAGGCAUCUUCGCGCGAGACAUUAAGUGCUGCAGGUGUUAAUGGUCCAGGAAAUCAGGCGCUGAUGCAAGCAAUCGAGCAUGAGAUUGAAGUCACUGUUCGUGUUCACGAAGUGCGUUCUGAAUACGAAAGGCAAACUGAGGAGAGAGCAAGAAUGGCGAAGGAAGUUGCAAUGCUAAGAGAAGAAAACGAGUUGCUCAAGAAUGCCAAGAUAAGCAGCGUUCAUGGUGAUACCAUGUCUCCUGGUGCAAGAAACUCAAGGAUUUUCGCUCUGGAGAAUAUGCUUGCGACCUCUUCAAGCACUCUCGUCUCCAUGGCAUCGCAACUAUCCGAAGCAGAGGAACGCGAGCGUGUGUUUGGUGGAAGAGGAAGGUGGAACCAAGUCCGAACAUUGGGUGACGCCAAGAAUAUCAUGAACUAUCUGUUCAAUUUGGCAUCAAGUGCAAGGUGUUUAGCUAGAGAUAAAGAUGUGAACUGCAGAGAAAAGGACGUCGUUAUAAGAGACCUGAAACAAAAAAUAGUUAAGUUUAGUAGUUUUGUUAGACAUUUGGAGUUCCAAAAAGAAGAACUCUUGGACCAGGUGAAGGCACAGGCCUCUGCAUUGGAGAAAUGGGCUGCACAGGAGAGUCUAGACAGGGAGCACGAGUUGAAAAAUCCUGAAGUUAGAAACUCGGUUCUGGUUCAUGAGGACAUGGACACAUGCUCGGAUUCUGGAGAGUCCGAGCAUGGAGGGGAUGAUCCUGAUUUUGACGACGAGUGGAAACCUGAGCAGGAAUCAGAGCGUGAUUCCGAACAAGAAUCAGUGAUCAAGCAGAACAGGAGACGGUACUCCAAACUGGGAAGAGGGAGCUCUAGCGUGAUGCUGAGGCGUUCAUUUGAAGAGAAGUUGGACACUGACGAGGAAGUGAAACCCAUGACACCGUUUGGUGUUUGUUGCACUUGUACGAGGAAGUCCUCUUGCAAGACGAUGAAGUGUCAGUGCCUAGCUGUAAACGGGUAUUGCGGUCCAUCAUGUGGAUGCUCUUCUGUCAAGUGUUCCAACAGAAACACAAGCGGAGAGCAGAACAUCUUCACCUCGGAAGAGGACAAAGAACACCAACAACAAGCUCUUGCUUCACGUGGAGCUUUGCUGCUUCGAACCGCUCUUGCUGACAAGUCAGUGCAUGAGACUAAUGAUAACGAAGGAGCCAAAGGAAGAAGAAAACCUCUGUCAGACAUAGGAAACACUACGGGUAAGUCCAAUGUGCCAAAGCCAAGCCAAAGAAAGACAUUGAAGAAGCCUGUCCUUCAGCUAGUUGUGGAUCCACCACCACCAACUUCAUCUCAGGAGGAAGCUCAUCCAGUGGUUUUGGAUGAAGCAAACGGUAUGAAACUGAAGCUACCGAGGGCGAUGACGUCAGUGUCUUCUAACGGCAGCAACUUGCUGAGGGAAAGAAAUGCCGACCAAAGUGUAGGAGAAUCAGUCGGUAAUAGUGAUAGGGCAAGUGGAAGGAUAACUUCAGAUGAAAAGGAGAACCACACUAGCCGGAUCUAACUAGGAAACAAGAGACGUUGCUUGAGGAACAAGGGAAUGUUAUCUUUAUUUUAGGUAUUUUGCUUAAGACCCACACAUUAUUUUCUCUCCACCUACUACACCAUAAAACACUGUCAAUAGGUUAUGUUACCUCUUUAAGCUGUCGUCUUCCCUAAUAUCUUCUGGUAUUAAACUAAUUUCUGAUGAAACAUAAACUUGAUAUGUAAUUCAAGAAAUUCUUGUAUUUGACCUACAUAGAUUUUGGUUCAGAGUUCUGAACAAAAGUAAU
Brassica oleracea var. oleracea is the source of this 4225-nucleotide messenger RNA. RefSeq names its product kinesin-like protein BC2. The transcript has 26 exons. Gene Ontology annotation, biological process: mitotic spindle organization; microtubule-based movement. The record is from RefSeq and is a predicted model, not a curated record. Gene Ontology annotation, molecular function: microtubule binding; ATP binding; microtubule motor activity. The coding region runs from base 160 to 3957 and encodes 1265 amino acids. NCBI's taxonomy places the organism in Eukaryota, Viridiplantae, Streptophyta, Magnoliopsida, Brassicales, Brassicaceae.